Messenger RNA from Amyelois transitella, 4503 nucleotides. It is a transcript of the gene Ublcp1, whose product is annotated as ubiquitin-like domain-containing CTD phosphatase 1. Bases 941 to 1963 code for a protein of 340 amino acids. Gene Ontology annotation, biological process: protein dephosphorylation. The record is from RefSeq and is a predicted model, not a curated record. Gene Ontology annotation, molecular function: protein serine/threonine phosphatase activity; protein binding. Gene Ontology annotation, cellular component: nucleus. The transcript has 8 exons. NCBI's taxonomy places the organism in Eukaryota, Metazoa, Arthropoda, Insecta, Lepidoptera, Pyralidae.
UUACAGUCUCAAAAGUAUUACAAUGAGUUAUUCGCAACAGCAAACAUAUAUCCGAUCAAUAUAAUUCAGGGACUUUCACAUAGACGAAUAUCUCAUGGCAGUCGUUCUCAUUAUUCGGCUAAAGUUCGUCGUCAAGCUAAAAAGCAUGUUACCGGCCCAAACAUUCAACGAAAGAAAUUAUCAAGACCACGAGCCGGCUCCAUAAACAAGGAGAGAAUAUAUCGAAAAUCUAUAAGAAUUUUCAUACCAAAUAAUUUUUAUUAGUUUCACAAAAUUAUUGAAAAUUUGUUUGCAUCUAUAUUCAAAUUGUCAUCGUUAAAUUAUUGUUGUUAUGUAUAACUGAAGUCCUAAAUAAAUAUUUAAAAAGAUUUUUAUAUUCGAGCUUUACUAUUUUACCUUAAUAUUUAAAAGUAUUUGUAUUGGUGACAAACAUUUUCCUUGGAGACAGUAUUUUGUCAGAGGUCCUUAUUUGGUCUAGGUCUCAGAGUAUCCACUUUAUUACGUGGGUGGUACACUUAAAAAUGGUCUGGGUUAAAAGUUCAAAUAUUUAGACAUUUCCCUUUGAAACUCACUUACUUGGUAUAGUUAAAUAAGGUUUACUUUUAUCUACAUUUAGUUCCAAUCUAACCUACUUUAAUUCAGUUAAAGUUGCCCACUAGUCUCCUCCAGCUAGAUUCCCAAGGGAUCUUCGCUGAUAUGUUUGCGAUUCAACUGUGAAAGUGAUUGUUAAUGUUCGAACUAAUCUAAACUAAACCAAUAUAAAUCUUACCGGAAAAAAGCAAAUCGUAAUUGUCAUCGAUUAUAAAUAACACACUGUCACAAUCGAUAAUUUGUUUCGCAUAUGUCACUUCCCUUCAGUGACGUCAGUCAGAAAUUGUUUUGUUUAUGUGUCAUUUGCCGUUAUUUUGAUGCUUUCUUUGGUCAUCCGUUUUCAUGAAAAAUGUGUGAUUUAAACGAUAAUCCCCUGAAAUUGAGUGUCAAGUGGAAUGGGAAAGAGUAUGAGAUACCAGAAUUCUCACCUUCGGAUUCAGUGGCUAUGCUCAAGAUCGCUAUUGAAAAUGCCACUGGAGUACGACCUGAAAGACAAAAGCUCCUAAACGUUAAAUUUCAAGGCAAAGUAGCUACAGACAACUUCACACUCUCAGAGCUGAAUCUCAAACCGAAUCUGAAGAUCAUGAUGAUGGGUUCCCUCGAGGAGGCCAUAGAGGGUGCUAGAACCAAACCAGAUGUUGGAGACGAGGUUGUGAACGACCUGGAUAUAGAGGAAGAGGAGGUUGAUGUUGAAAAUCAAGAGAUAUACUUAGCAAAAAUAAACAAGAGAGUGAGAGAUUACAAAAUAAAUGUGCUGAACGAGCCCCGGGAGGGCAAGAAGCUGCUAGUCCUCGAUAUAGAUUACACAUUGUUCGAUCACAGAUCCGUAGCCGAGACAGGCUAUGAGCUAAUGCGGCCUUUUCUCCACGAAUUCCUCACAUCAGCAUACGAGGACUAUGACAUAGUGAUAUGGUCAGCCACCGGCAUGAAGUGGAUCGAGGAGAAGAUGAGACUGCUCGGGGUGUCCACGCAUCAGGAUUACAAGAUCAUGUUCUAUUUGGACUACUUGGCUAUGAUAACUGUGCACACGGCCAAGUAUGGAACGAUUGAUGUAAAACCAUUAGGCGUUAUAUGGGGUAAGUAUCCCCAGUACAGUUCAAAGAACACAAUAAUGUUCGACGAUAUACGAAGAAACUUCAUAAUGAAUCCGAAGAGCGGUUUGAAAAUCAGACCAUUCAGGCAGGCGCAUCUGAACAGGGACAAAGACAGGGAAUUGCUGCAUUUGUCCACUUAUCUCAAGGACAUAGCGCAACACAGCGAGGAUUUCGAUCAGUUAAAUCAUAAAAAAUGGGAGAAAUAUAAGCCCGAGAAGAAAAUGCAAGGUAACAAGAGGAAAGCGGAAGAUAGCGCGCCGUCGACUCCUAAGCAAUGACGGUAGAUAUAAAUUGAGUUCGGCUAGCUUGCUUUGUGAUCGGAUCUGAGAUUUGUGUGGAUACACAAACAAUGUUUUACGGGUCCAUGUUGGAACCUAUUUUGUUAAAUUAUUGUUACAUACUUCGUCCGCGUGGAAUAGUUAUUUUGGGCAUCAUUGAAGUCCUCAAGGCUAAUUUUCCCCGUUUUUUUUUCACAUUUUCCAUUAUUGCUUUGCUUCUUAUAGUUGCAGCGUAUUAUAUAGCCUAAAGCCUUCCUCGAUAAAUGGUUUAUUCAACACAAAAACAAUUUUUCAAUUUGAACCAGUAGUUCUUGAGAUUAGUGCGUUCAAACAAACAAACACACAAACAAACUCUUCAGCUUUAUAAUAUUAGUAUAGAUACAUACAUGUUAUCGCGUGUAUGUCCCCGGAAGGGUAGACAGAGUCUACAGUCUCGGAAAGAACGAAAGGCCACGUUCGGCUGUAUGGCUUUAUAAUGGAAUUGAGAAUAAAAUAGUGACAGGUUACUAGCCAAUCGCUUACAAGAAAAAUCCUUAGUUUUUUAGCAUAUUCCUUAGUCGCCUUUUACACGGCACUAUGGAACUUCUUAUGAUGAAUGAGUCUUUAAAUUAUGCCCUUAUAUUUUAUCGAAUCCCUUUCGUACGGGUAACAUUUUUGGUUAUAUGUAUAGUAUAUCUAUUUUUUUAAGUACAUAUAUAUUUAUACAAAAAAACUUAAAUAACUUAGUAUGGGCUCAAAACAAUUAGUGCGAAAUCUUAUCUGGAUUAUAUUCAAGCAAUAUUAGAGUAUAUUGACGAUAAAUUAUUUAUUAGGCAGUUACGUUAUAUUUUAUGCUAAUAUUUUACGGCCAAGUCCUUUAAUUUAAUGUUCACUUCAAGUCAACAAUCUUCUAUACAGACGUUGACAAGGCAUAUGCCCUUAUAUUCAUCUCUCUAUCAUUGAGGUGUCCAAGAGUAAGAAAAGGAGGGAAUAUGGCUUAUCGACUGUUCGUGAAUUGUCCCUAAGUCCUAACAAAAACUUGAAUCCGACGCAAAGUAAGACUUCCGAAUCGAAUCGCCUUAAUAGCUCAAAGACUGUUGUAGAUUUUGAGCGAUAUUAGAAUAAAACAAUUGUAAUUCAUUCACACUAACGUUCUGGAUAUCGAGUAGAAUAAUGGAAGAAAAAAAUCGUUACAAUUUAUGCCGACCGGCCAUUUUCUUGCAGAACCGUUAUAAAAUGUGUAAUGACGUAAUAAACAAUAAUAAAGUAAUAUGGUUCUUAAAUCUGUCACAUAUUAUGCCUAUGGUGGAAUUCAAUUCACUCUGGACCUGUGCUCUGGACAAAACAAUAUUAAGAUCAUUUUUUUUUCAAGCCAAAAAUGAAAUUUUAUGAUAAUGUAAAGUGGCCAACUUUUAUAAUAAGAAAUUACUUUUUAGUUUGGCACAAGUAGCAAUCAUUUAGUUACAACAUACACAUUUUGGCGAGUACAUUUUAUAAUAAUAAAAAAAAUAUCAUUAAUUAUUUUUUCCUUUUUAAAAGCCUGAAGUCGCCUUCGACACUGCCUUAUUGAAAGUAUUUAUGUUCUGUUUCGUAACUUAAAAUACUCAUUUAGCAUUCAUGGCUACAAGUAUUUACCAACCGCAAGUACUAGUAUAGGUACUUUAUAUAUUUUAACUUUAUGUAUUUAUUUAUUUUAAUGUGUAAAAUGUAAGCGAGUCUUCAAUCCAACAAUACGGUUAGACAUUUAGAAUUUAAAUUAAUAAAACUAACUGCUAAAUGUUACUUUUCCGUAAAUGUCGUAAUUUUAAUUCCGUUAAUAAAUGGAAGGUAUGGCAUUUUUUAAAGCAAGAAAGAUGAUAUUUAAAUUAUUAUGUGACAAGUCAGUCGUAUAAAUAAGCGAUCAAAUAGUUGUACCUAAUCGGGAUUAAUUUUUCUUAAAAUUGUUAGAUUGUUUUAAUUAUUUUUACUUAUCUAUUGCAUUUAGAAACUACUUGUUUAUACGACACAAUAAUUUAUGCCUUAGUUAAGUUUCGCAAGUAAAAAGUACUCGUGGUUCAGAAGAGGUAGUUAAAAACUACAAUUAGUUAAGUGGUGUGAACCUGAGAAAGAAUAUAAACGGUGUAGUAAAAUCCCUAUCCGAUCCGUAAUGGUGAUAUUGGAAAACUUUAUAUGGUUAUAUUUUUAUUGUUUCCUCUCCAAAGACUUAGGUACCCCUUCGUAUACUAUAAGAAAAGACAUUUUAGACUAACGAGUAGUCUAGCUAGAUUCUAGCUGAUUUUAUUCAUAGGUACAUCUGUACUGUAUCGGAUUUGGUUUUUACAUCUUCGCUUGGCGAUUACACUUUCGCGCACUCUUAAUUUUAACAUACCUUUUGACUUAUUUUGGUAAGUCACGAGACUGCAGUAAUCACAUUGUAUUUAUUUGGCGAAUUAUCAAUGUUCAUUGACAUAAAUUCUUUAUGCACUAUGUAUGUAAACAUAAAUUGUAUAUAUUUGCAUGGUCAGUAAAUGUAGGAGAAUAGUAAUUUUUAAUUUAUCUAUAAAAUAAAGUAUUUUAAAAUA